Molecule: messenger RNA, 1317 nt
Organism: Phaethon lepturus (White-tailed tropicbird)
Lineage: Eukaryota; Metazoa; Chordata; Aves; Phaethontiformes; Phaethontidae
Gene: METTL9
Product: methyltransferase like 9
Exons: 4
Molecular function (GO): protein-L-histidine N-pros-methyltransferase activity
Source: RefSeq, a predicted model, not a curated record
UGGUAUGUCUGCAACACAGAACAGUUGUCUGAAUCCCUUCAGCCUAUUUUUGUCCAGAGUUACCUUGACCAAGGAACACAGAUCUUCUUAAACAACAGCAUUGAGAAAUCAGGCUGGUUAUUUAUCCAGCUCUAUCACUCUUUUGUGUCCUCAAUUUUUAGCCUCUUUAUGUCUAGAACUUCUAUCAAUGGGCUGCUAGGAAGGGGCUCAAUGUUUGUGUUUUCCCCAGAACAAUUUCAAAGACUGCUUAAAAUAAAUCCAGAAUGGAAAUCCCACAGACUUCUUGAUUUGGGGGCUGGGGAUGGAGAAGUCACUAAAGUCAUGAGUCCUCACUUUGAAGAAAUCUAUGCCACUGAAUUGUCUGAAACUAUGAUAUGGCAGCUUCAGAAGAAGAAAUACAGGGUGCUUGGUAUAAAUGAAUGGCAAAACACAGGAUUUCAGUAUGAUGUUAUCAGCUGUUUGAAUUUGCUGGAUCGCUGUGAUCAACCACUGACUGUAUUAAAAGAUAUUAGAAGUGUACUGGAGCCAACUAGAGGCAGAGUCAUUCUAGCAUUAGUUCUGCCAUUUCACCCAUAUGUGGAAAAUAUAGGUGGCAAGUGGGAAAAACCCUCAGAAGUUCUGGAAAUCAAAGGGCACACUUGGGAAGAACAGGUGAAUAGCCUGCCAGAAGUUUUCAGUAAAGCUGGUUUUGCCAUAGAGGCUUUCACCAGACUGCCAUACCUAUGUGAAGGUGAUAUGUACAAUGACUACUAUGUACUAGAUGAUGCUGUCUUCGUCCUCAAGCCAGUGUGAGCGUGUAUGAAGUAAAUCUCCAGAAUCUAACCCAAGAAGCAGCCUCUGAAAGAGGGGUUUGAUUUAUGGUUACUUAAAGGGAGGGAAUUUGGGAAUUGCCAUGCUAAAUAAAUACCAUGUAAGAAAUUUAAAGGCCAAAAUACUAAUGUAUUUCUUUGUAGUAUGAUUAGGAAAAAAAGGUUGUUUUUUAAACGGACUCUUCAGUUGAGAAUUUCUUUUUUACCAGCUCUUAAACCAACAAUGCAUUCUGCAGUCCAGCAGUAACGGGGGAUAUUUUUUUAUACUUACCUGCAACAAGGAUCAGAUCCAAACAAAGCAAUAGUCCUAACAAUGAUGAAACUGAUACAAUGUGAACUGUUGUUAAAGAAAUCAAGUGAAAUCUGGCAAUAAAGUUAUCCAUUCAGUUCCAGCCUUGUUGAAUAUAAACUGUUGAAAUGGGUGUUCUUCCAUGCUAAGUUACUUUUCUCUAUUACUGUAAUUAUUCACAUGUUUUUAAUCAUGCUAAUAAACUUUUUUUGAGAUUAC